AGCCGGAUUCACAAAGUGUCGCUGCGGCGGCACGACGCGUUAUGUAAGGCUGCCAAACACCUCAACCUUUGGAUAGGAGGCAGAGAGCUGCUGGCAGCACUUUCAUAACAGCAUGCAUGCUCUGUGCGUGGUGAGCGUGAUGUGCGGGGGAGCAGGAGGGGUCUGCAUGCAGAGGAGCUGCGAGCUCAUGAUGUCGUGAUGUGCAUGUUGGAAGGAUCUUCAUCCACGCUUUGAUCAGCCUGUCCUCACUUGAGCACGGACCUGCACAGGGAACAGGUCGCUCUUAUCACGCACGGAUCCUGCGUGAUGCUGCUGCGUGAAGGUUGAUAUACUCUUCCUGCUGUGCCUCCUCGCCUCGUCGCUGUCAGUAAAACCAAACCUCCAGACAUGGUGGUGGAGGCGUACAGACAGGGGCAGAGGAACUUUGGAGAGAACUACGUGAACGAGCUGGUGGACAAGGCUUCAGACCCGCUGAUCUUAUCCUCCUGUCCCGAAAUAAAGUGGCACUUCAUCGGUCACCUACAGAAGAACAAUGUCAACAAACUCCUGGGUGUGCCGAACCUGUUCCUGGUGGAGACGGUGGACUCUGCGAAACUGGCCGACAAGGUGAACAGCUCGUGGCAGCGUCUGAGAGGAUCUAGCAUGCAGAGGUUAAAGAUCAUGGUGCAGAUCAACACCAGCGGAGAACAGAGUAAACACGGCCUUCCUCCAGAGGAGACGGUGAACACGGUGAAGCACAUCGUGUCUCAGUGCUCCGCUCUGCACUUCUUAGGACUCAUGACCAUCGGACGCUACGGCUACGACCUCAGCCUGGGCCCUAACCCCGACUUUCAGAUGCUCCUGAGUCGGAGACAGGAAGUGUGCGACAGUCUGAAACUUCCCAUGGAGGACGUGGAACUCAGUAUGGGCAUGUCCACAGAUUUCGAACACGCAAUAGAGGUGGGCUCCACCAACGUGCGGGUUGGCAGCAUCAUAUUCGGUAACAGGGAGUAUCCCAACAGUGCAGCCAACACUCCAAACCCCAGUCCAGCUCCCAGCCCGGCCCCCAGCCCCGAAAAAACCUCCAAGACGGUGUCAGAGGAGGCGGCCAAGAAGAUGCAGCACCUCACCGUGUCGGGACAGUAAGAAGAAGAGCUCCUCUUCCUCUGAAUCAGAAAGUCAAACUCUGCGAGUGGUGAGCAGGCAGUCUCCACAGAGCGAGUACAGCUCUGAGCUCAGCCUCAUUUUAAAGUGUGUUUGAUUAACCCUCCUCUCACUGAGCUCGUCUGAUCUUUUUUAACAGUAACGUGUCACUAACCUGUAGCUCAUGGAAAUCAGAGUCCAUAUGAAGGUGAUAGUGAGGAUGUGUUUGAUGUUUUCUACCUGACCCGACAUGUGACCGUGCAGAAACGUGACGUCCAGCUGUGUGCUGCUUUUGUUGUACAGACAGAGACUUGGUUUAAUAAAUCAUCGAUCCCUUUAUAACGACA
Notolabrus celidotus (New Zealand spotty) is the source of this 1469-nucleotide messenger RNA. It is a transcript of the gene plpbp, whose product is annotated as pyridoxal phosphate binding protein. The coding region runs from base 388 to 1125 and encodes 245 amino acids. Gene Ontology annotation, cellular component: intracellular anatomical structure. NCBI's taxonomy places the organism in Eukaryota, Metazoa, Chordata, Actinopteri, Labriformes, Labridae. The record is from RefSeq and is a predicted model, not a curated record. The transcript is spliced from 8 exons. Gene Ontology annotation, molecular function: pyridoxal phosphate binding.